Toxorhynchites rutilus septentrionalis is the source of this 1543-nucleotide messenger RNA. RefSeq lists its product as uncharacterized. The record is from RefSeq and is a predicted model, not a curated record. Lineage: Eukaryota; Metazoa; Arthropoda; Insecta; Diptera; Culicidae. The coding region runs from base 470 to 985 and encodes 171 amino acids. The transcript is spliced from 3 exons.
AAAUUGAAUGAUUGAGUUUGCUGGAUGUUUAUUCCGUAACAAAAAAAAUCUUAUCCAGAUUAAUUUGAGCAAUAAACAGUGGUGUGCUAUAGAGGAAGCUGGCAAGAAGCACCGACACAAAACGCCGAUGACAGCAGAAGCGCUCACUUAAGCAAAGUGGAUGCGAUUAGUCAUCAUCAUUUUGCGCGAGAGAGCCGUAAAUUCCAUCAUUUGUGGAAAUCUUCUGAACGCGGAUUGACGCGGAAAGGGGGGCAGAAUUUUUUGAAAUUUCGCAGUCUGCUCAUUGCAAGCAGUUUCUGUUAUUACCCCUCGCUCCAGUGAACCGUGAAUCGACCUUGUGUCUUGUGUGUUUUAGUUCCGCAGCACCUGAUUCUCGCGAUUGAACACCUACCAAUCGUUUGGAGUUGUGUUUCCACAAACCGUCGCAACGUCGCACAUCAGCAGUUUGUGGAGUUGACCGCCGAUAAGGAUGGAUAUUUUUAUUCCGAUUGCAAUCUGCUUUAUUUUGUUCAUCUUCUUUUCCUUGUGCGGAAUGUGCUGUAAGCGGAGACGUGACCAGGGAGCCAUUAUUGCCACCCCGGUUGUGAUCACAUCCACUCAGCACCAUGUCGGAGGGUAUCCGGUAACGCAGGCUAGCGCAGGAGCGGUGACAACACACGGGACGGGAGUUGUGAUGCAGCAGCAUACGACCGGAACCGGAGUGUACCCAAUAGCGCAACCGAUGCCUGGCUACAAUCCAGCUCCUACCGCGGAUUACCCGCGACAGACCUAUCCUACCCAGCAGCAACAGCAGUAUCAGAUGCCAAUGCCGAUGCCAGCGCCGAUGUCAGGACCGAUGCAAAUGCCCAUGCCAUCCCAUGCUAAUGCACCACCAGCCCCGAAUACCGCAGCACAUGCAGCGAUGAAUCCUCCCAGCUACGAUCAGGUCGUAAAUACAAGUGAAUACGCCAAGCAGUCGCCUUACAAUCCCAACUUCACCGGCUAGUACGGUUAGUACCGUAGGGACUAAGCACAAACCGAUCGAAGGGUCGCUCGGACCAAGACGCGUUAUUGUAGUCUAAGAGAGAGAAUAAUCAAAUUGUCAUCCAGCAUCAAACUGAGGAUUGUUCGGUUCCUAGUUUUCGUAGCAUUCAUACAUCGAAGCUAGUUUUUUUUAUGAAUUCAGAGCCAUACCCCAUAUAAAUACAUUUUAGAAUUGUAUUAGAUAGGUGAACAUUUUAAUAUUUGAUUGUUAGCACUGAUGGUAAUUUUCUGUGCGUGGAUUGUUCAGACCAAAAAAUUUAUCGUUAUUGCUGUUGAGGAAUGAUUUAAGAAAGGUAUUCCGAUUGUUGUACAUAUACGUGAAACAUAAAGUGAUCAAUCAACUUAUGAUUAGCAAAGGCGUGGAAGAGUUUAGCCAUUAAAAUCAUUCAUCUUCUAUUGCUGUUGUCGAGUAGGUUAUAUGAUAUCAAUGAAUUGGUUGCCUGAAACCAUAAGUCUAGGAUUAAGUGUUCUUAUUUACCGUAACAAUGAAGUCUUCUACAUCUGUGGAACGUGAAUGAAA